AUAUUCGAUUUCGGCAGUGACAUACUCUUGUUUAACCGCUUAACCAACAUAAAUCGAGCACACACUUAUUGUACUAUAAACGAGAAAAAUGUCUAAUUCGACUAGACACUCGAGUUGUGUACUAUUAUUCAUUUAAUUGUUUUGCUCUCCAGGACCUUCACGCCCCCAGCCGUCGAAGUGGGAAGCUGGUGGGAAGGGGGAAUCCAUACUGUUGUGGUUCCACAGUGCCACCAACAAAAUGUCCACAUUUCACUUAUAAUUCGGUCUCAUUCGAAUGUGUUAGGUAACCUUUUCCACACGCUAUUAUGUCGGGGGCGGCCGGUGGAGGCUCCUCUUUUUCGGGCGCAGCAGCAGCAGCAGCGGGAGCUAGCUGCAGCUCCGCCGGCGGCCCUCUCUACGCUGCGGCGUCCGGGGCGGGAGCAGGGGUGGCGGGGAGGCUACCCGCUCGGGUGCUGGAGCACAUCUUUUCCUAUUUGGAGCUCGCCGAUUUGACGCGGUGCGCGUUGGUGUGCUGGCACUGGAGCAACAUUCUGGCGGAUGAAAACAGCGAGGUGUGGCGCAGCCUGUGCGCCCGAUCGCUGAGCGACGAGGCUCUGCGGUCUGACAUCCUGUGCAACCUCCCUACAUACAAGGGCAAGCUCAAAUCUUACCAACAUGCACUGAGCUCCCAUGACUGCUCCCGCAAUGUGUACGUGAAGAAGAACGGGUUCACCCUGCACCGCAACCCCAUUGCCCAAAGCACAGACGGCGCCCGGGGCAAGAUCGGCUUUUCAGAGGGGCGCCACGCCUGGGAGAUUUGGUGGGAAGGCCCCCUGGGGACAGUGGCGGUGAUCGGCAUCGCCACCAAGCGGGCGUCCAUGCAGUGUCAAGGCUACGUGGCCCUGCUGGGCAGCGAUGACCAGAGCUGGGGUUGGAACCUGGUGGACAACAACUUGCUGCACAACGGCGAGGUGAACGGGAACUUCCCGCAGUGCAACAAUGCACCCAAAUAUCAGAUCGGAGAGCGGAUACGAGUGAUUCUCGACAUGGACGACAAGACGUUAGCGUUUGAGAGGGGUUUCGAGUUCCUUGGCGUCGCCUUUAGGGGAUUGCCCAAAGCCUGCCUGUUCCCCGCCGUCUCGGCGGUGUACGGCAACACGGAGGUCACCAUGGUGUACUUGGGGAAACCACUGGACGGUUGAAGAUUGUGGACCGCGAGCAGCGCUUGCAGUUUUUGUACCGUGAAGUCGGACUGCGUUUUAACUUCUGUGUCAAAAGACACAGCGACACUUUUGCAGUUGACACCAUUUUUAAAUGACGGGGCUCCAAACAUCUAAAAGUCCGAAUUCUGCUUGAAAGCCAAACUAAAUUGUCUAAACUGUGGCAACCGUGUAUGAAUUCACCAAACACCCAGGACUAUGAUUUAUGAUGUAUGAUGCUGUCACCCGACUCAUGAACUAAGCAGAGAAGUGCUGUUAAAAUCUGCCAUCAAUGCAUCCAAUAAUAUAAUGGUGGAAAGGUAUAUGUGUAACGUGUGUCCCUUUUAAUGUGCUACUGUACUAUUUCACUAUACUAUUUAUUUGUGGGUUUUAUCCAUGGUACUACAGCUGCUGUACGGUUUAUAGCUGGGAAAUAAAGAUAUUACAUGGUGUCACUCAUGAUGUCACGUGAUGCUAAAGCAUCGAUUUGCACACUGUCCACAAGAGGUCAGUGCAGUAAUGCUCUGCAGAUACCAUACACGUCUGCUCUUCCAUACUCAUACUGCCAUUACAAAGAUAAUGAUGCUCAGUUUUGAUGCUGUCCAUGUAGUAUUCCUGUGUUUAUUACUAUGCUUGUAGUACACUUUACGCUUUGUAUUUUGUGGCUUCACUCCUGUCACUGUUUUUUUUGCUAGCUAUCCCAGUGGCUGAAUAACACAGCGACGGGAUGGCUUUUGAUUGUCUGCCUUUUAUUUGCAAAAGACAACACAACAUGAACAAUUGUCAACGCUUCCUAGUGUUGACAACAACUCUGAACAGCAGCCCACGACACACCUGUCGCUCAUACAAUUAUUAGUCAAAAAAGGAUAAAUAAAAUAAUAAAUCACA
Doryrhamphus excisus (bluestripe pipefish) is the source of this 2066-nucleotide messenger RNA. RefSeq names its product F-box protein 45 (gene fbxo45). NCBI's taxonomy places the organism in Eukaryota, Metazoa, Chordata, Actinopteri, Syngnathiformes, Syngnathidae. Gene Ontology annotation, cellular component: SCF ubiquitin ligase complex; synapse. Gene Ontology annotation, biological process: proteasome-mediated ubiquitin-dependent protein catabolic process; synapse assembly involved in innervation. Gene Ontology annotation, molecular function: protein binding. The record is from RefSeq and is a predicted model, not a curated record.